AUGCCGGACGCAGGGAGCUCACCAACCGAUCGUGCAGGAGGAGAGAUGCCCUCCUUCAUACAAGAUGAGGAAUUUUGGUACUCAGACGGUACUGUCAUCCUGCUGGCUCGUAACGAAUUGGCCUUCCGCGUGCACAGAGGCGUACUCGCGGAUCACUCUACCGUGUUCCACGAUCUCUUCGUUGUGCCUCAGCCUCCAGAAGAAGCAUGCCACGCAGGUUGUCCGAUAGUAACUCUAUCUGACGCCCCGGACGAGCUGAGGUAUCUGUUGAGGGCUCUCUAUCAUCCUCGCAGAUACUACAUGCCAGACCAAUGUGUAUCCUUUGCCAUGGUCGCGGCACUGUUACGACUCGGCCACAAAUACGCCAUAGACGAUCUCGUGUCGUCCGCGCUUUCGAGGCUCAAGACAUGCUUUUCCACUUCUUUCGAUAUGUACUGCACCGCGAUUACUGCUGGCGGGAGCGAGGCGAUGUCAUUCAGCUCAGAAGACGCGAUGGCUACGGUGAAUCUCGCACGCCUCAUCGGCGAAGACGCGAACACCAUCCUCCCGAGCGCGCUCUACACAUGUUGCCAGCUGCCCGCGGAGGUACUGGCCCACGGCGUUUCCAGCGGAAGCAGAGACGUACAGAAGCUCAGUGACGCGGAUCUGGAGCGGUGCAUCGAUGCCCGAGCACGACUGGCCGCACUUGCGUUGUCCUCCACCAUCCGGAGGCUCCAGCCGACCUCAGAUUUCCCAGACGAUCCCGUAGCGCAGAAGGAAGGUGGUGCAAGCUGCACGCAAGCGUUCUGUCCGUCCUAUCUCGCCGCGGCGGUGUCCAGAGUACUUCUUGGAACUUUGGGUCUUCCGAGACUGUCGGGAGCCUUGGAUAGUAUUGACUGGUUCGUCGCCAACGCCGUGAGGGGCGGGCUUUUAUGCCGUGUAUGCACAGAAAGCGUCAAGGACCAGGACAGGCGAGAGCGAUUACGGAUAUGGAGAAUGCUGCCGGCGGUUCUUGGCUUACAGCUGGAAACAUGGGGCGAAGCCGACGGGCAGAAAUUGUAA
Messenger RNA from Rhodofomes roseus, 1041 nucleotides. RefSeq lists its product as uncharacterized. Lineage: Eukaryota; Fungi; Basidiomycota; Agaricomycetes; Polyporales; Fomitopsidaceae. Bases 1 to 1041 code for a protein of 346 amino acids. The transcript has 2 exons. The record is from RefSeq and is a predicted model, not a curated record. Gene Ontology annotation, molecular function: protein binding.